UUACGGAUUAUUGGGUUAGAACCAAACGGGCUAACACCCUUGGCCCAUGGGCGGCAUGAACCCAUUAAUUGGAACUAAAAUUGUGUAAAUGAGAAAAGUUAAGUUAGGGUUCUGUGGUGAGUGCGGAUAAGCCCUCUUUCCAUCCAAUUGGGGAAGUAAUUGGAAUACAUAUACAUUGUACUCCUUCCAUUGUCAAGGUGGAUAUUUAUUAGAAGUGUGAAUUAGAUAUGGGUUUGUUGAAUCAUCAAGGGUGGAAAUGGUUUGAAGGUACACAAGUUAUGAGUGGCGGAUAUCUGAAACACAAAUUAUUAGUGUUGAAGCAAUUCCGGGGUUUUGGUAAAAUGAUAUGGAUGUUGUUAAGGAAUUGGAAGGAAUGCGUAUUCCGGGGAUUAAAAUCGGGGACGGUUUCGCUGCUGCUCGUUAUCAUCUGGAGCUCCUUUAUUACUUUCACUUCCAUCUCUUAUUCCGCCCUCUUCUUCCUUCUUCUUACCAUGGGAGCUGCUGUGCAUCACACGCCCGGUCUAUUAAUUGUAGGAUUGUUUGCCAUUUUGAUUCUAUGGAUGUAUGCCAACUUUUGGACGACCUCUGGCUUAUUGUUUAUUUUCGUAGGCUACGUGUUUUCCCUAAACCAAGCAAGGUUGGUGGUUUUAAUUGCAGCCAUAUACGCGCUCUAUUGUGUUAAAAAUCAAGCUGGGUGGUCUGGAGUUUUGGUAUCAAUAAACCUGGCUUUCCUCUCUAAUGAUGCAUUGACCUGUAUGCUCCGUUGGAGUGAAAAAACUCAAUUUGAAGAGCAGAAAGUUCCGGAUUCAUUUAUUGAUGAUGAAUUUGUAUCAGAGUGUGAGUUUCCUAUACCUACUGAUGAACCUGAAAACAUGCACACAUGUAAAGUUUCAAGCAAACCAGUAGCUGCUACAGAAACUGUCGAGAACAUAAAAGAAAAAGAACCUUCUUCUAUACCUGUUGUCAAACAUGACGGGGAGACAAUUAAUGAGAUGAAAAGAAUUCUUAGCUGUUUGAAUCAUUACGAAGCAUUGGGUGUUUCUCGUUAUGAUAAACUUGAUGCUAUGUUGUUGAAGAAGGAAUAUAGGAAAAAGGCCAUGCUUGUGCAUCCGGAUAAAAACAUGGGAAGUCCACUCGCAAGUGAAUCCUUUAAAAAAAUUCAAUCUGCGUAUGAGGUUCUUUCUGAUUCUAUAAAAAAGAGAGACUAUGAUGAUCAGCUGAGAAAGGAAGAAUCCAAGAGUUAUCACAAGGGCACGAGUACUUCUUAUCAGCAGGAAGCUCCUGCUUAUUGCUCGGAGGAAUCGAGACGAAUACAAUGCACAAAAUGUGGUCAUUCACAUAUAUGGAUAUGUACAAAUAGGACCAAAUUUAAGGCAAGAUGGUGUCAGGAUUGCUGUCAGUACCAUCAAGCCAAAGAUGGGGACGGGUGGGUAGAAUAUAAAGGCUCACUUGUAUUUGAUGGCCCUCAAAAGGUGGAAAUUCCGCGUGCUUUUGUUUGUGCUGAGAGCAGGAUAUUUGAUGUGUCAGAAUGGGCCAUUUGUCAGGGAAUGGCUUGUAAGCCGAACACACAUCAUGCAAGUUUUCAUGUAAACAUGGUAGGAUUAGAGAAAGGCCGGAUGUCAAAUUCAAGCAGCAGAUAUCCAUGGGAUUUGGAUGCUGAAAUGACAGAUGAAGAGGAAGAAUUUGAGCUAUGGCUACAGCAAGCGUUAGCUUCGGGUUUAUUUUGUGAAACCUCUAAGCGUAGAAAAAGUUGGAGCCCAUUUAAAUUGCCUCAAAAGAAAGGUGGAAGGAAACAAUGGAAUCGUAUGUCUCAAUAGUCUUUAGAUAAGGUGGUUGUGGUUUACCUUGCCAACCUAAUAGCGGAACAGAUGGAUUGAUGGAUUAACAUAGAUGUAGAUAACUGCUUUAGAUAUAUGCACCUGGUUUUGAAAGCAAAAUGGAGUGGGCUACUUGUGUUGGGAUAAAGAGAGGUGGAAGCAUAUAGGUUUUAGGCCCUUCUUUUCUUUCAACAGCAGAGGAGAAAGCUUGUUCUCAGCCUUGUUGGGCAUAGCCGCAAAGCUAGUCUUGUCGGACUAGGAGCUCCACUAGGCUUGACCGAGUGCUUUGGUAAAGAUACAUCUUGUGGCAUUUUUAACGACAGUUAUGCAAAUUAAUUCGAAGUAUUGAACCAUAUUGAAAAGAGAAAAACAAAAAGACGACGUCCUCUCUCUCUUUCAGUCUUUAUCUCUUUGAUGCAGAUUUCAAUGAUUCUCCCUAUAUAUCUUCCAAAAUGUAAUUUUCCUCUACAAUAACAAUCACCACUGUUUGUACCAUAAAUUUGUUGCUAUAUAAGUUUGUACCAUAAAUUUGUUGCUA
This is a messenger RNA of Erigeron canadensis, 2355 nucleotides long. Its product is annotated as dnaJ homolog dnj-5-like. The record is from RefSeq and is a predicted model, not a curated record. Lineage: Eukaryota; Viridiplantae; Streptophyta; Magnoliopsida; Asterales; Asteraceae. Bases 228 to 1817 code for a protein of 529 amino acids. The transcript has 9 exons.